This is a messenger RNA of Brugia malayi, 1107 nucleotides long. RefSeq names its product cation diffusion facilitator family transporter containing protein (gene Bma-toc-1). The record is from RefSeq and is a predicted model, not a curated record. Gene Ontology annotation, molecular function: monoatomic cation transmembrane transporter activity. Gene Ontology annotation, cellular component: membrane. Lineage: Eukaryota; Metazoa; Nematoda; Chromadorea; Rhabditida; Onchocercidae. Gene Ontology annotation, biological process: monoatomic cation transport; transmembrane transport. The transcript has 6 exons. Bases 1 to 1107 code for a protein of 368 amino acids.
AUGGUAUCAACUGUGAUAGCGUGGUCUAAUUCAAAUGUGCGACAAGCUUGUGUUGGGGCUAUUAUUUGUGGUCUAUGUAUAUUAUUUCUGAUUGGUAGCGUUUCAAUCACUAGAUCACUGAUAUUAACAGCAGCUGCAUGGCUUUCUGUAUUUUCCUUCUUCUCACUGAUAUCGACGGUUAUUUCUUUGUCAGUAACACAGAAGCCAUCAGUUAAUUAUACGUAUGGCUUUGCUCGAGCACCUGUUCUUGCUGUCUUUGCUACAACCGUACUUGCAACAUUGGCUGCAAUUUUUUUAAUUAAAGAAAGUAUGGAGCAUAUUCUAGAGAAUGAUCAUCAUCUUCAUCCAAAUGGUUUGUAUAUUUUUGGUGCCAUUGCAGCAUCCAUUUCAUUAGAAAUCGCUGCUUAUGGUGUCAAAAAUCAACCAAUACAACAUGUACUUACUGCAUCCAGUAGUUCUUCGUUACAAGAACAUUUUGCUGAUAUUUCCCAUGCAAUUUGUUACAUUUUGCCCGGUCUUAGCGUACUUCUGUUGCCCAGACUGAAUGCAUUAUCACUUUUGGCUCUUUUAACAACUGUAGCAUGUGUAAUAACACAUUGGUUUGUGUCAAACUUAUGGUGGAUUGAUGCAGUUGCUACGUUAAUACUUUCAGUUUGUAUUUUUCUGACUAUGUGGCCACUGUCAAAAUAUACAGGUCGAAUCUUACUACAAACCACUCCACCGCAUAUUCAUAAUCAAUUAGACAGAUGCAUAUCAGAAGCAUCGACAAUAGAUGGUGUUCUAGAAUUACGAUUAGCUCAUUUUUGGCAGUUAGAUUUCACAACAAUGGCUGGUACAGUGGAUGUUCGUGUGCGCAGGGAUGCUGAUGAACAGUUGGUGCUAGCGUUGGUGACCGAAAAACUUUCUGCUGUGAUCUCUAUAUUAACAGUGCAGAUUGUUAAAGAUGUAGUAACAAAUUGGCAAGCAACAUGUAAGACACACUCAGCAUCAUACGACUUGCAUCGGCCUCCACAGUUUCAUUCUUCAAGUUCAUUAAAUCAAUUCGACGAUUCACAUCCCCACUCUCAUUCCCAUUCUCAUGAACAUGAAUAUGGUAAUCAUAACUAA